Molecule: messenger RNA, 657 nt
Organism: Microplitis demolitor
Lineage: Eukaryota; Metazoa; Arthropoda; Insecta; Hymenoptera; Braconidae
Product: cytochrome c oxidase subunit 2-like
Exons: 2
Biological process (GO): ATP synthesis coupled electron transport
Cellular component (GO): membrane
Molecular function (GO): cytochrome-c oxidase activity; copper ion binding
Source: RefSeq, a predicted model, not a curated record
UUAUCAUUACAAGAUGCAAAUUCACCAUUAAUAGAACAAUUAAUCUUUUUCCAUGACCAUACUAUAAUAAUUCUAUUCAUAAUUACCAUCAUAGUAUCAUAUAUUAUAGCAACAACAUUGUAUAAUAAAUUAAUCAACCGAUAUUUAUUAGAAAGACAAACAAUUGAAUUAAUUUGAACAAUAAUACCAGCAAUCACCCUAUUAUUCAUCGCAAUCCCAUCACUUAAAAUUCUAUAUUUAAUAGAUGAAAUUAAUAAUCCAAUAAUAACCAUUAAAGCAAUUGGACAUCAAUGAUACUGAACAUAUGAAUAUUCAGAUAUCAAAAAUAUCGAAAUAGAAUCAUAUAUAAAACCAACUAACACAUUAGAAAAUAACGAAUUCCGAUUACUUGAAGUAGAUAAUCGAAUCGUAUUACCAAUAAAAUCAACUAUCCGAAUUCUAGUUACAUCAUCUGAUGUAAUUCAUUCAUGAACCAUCCCAAGUUUGGGAAUCAAAAUUGAUGGCACACCAGGACGAUUAAAUCAAGGAAGAAUAAACAUAAACCGACCAGGACUAAUAUAUGGGCAAUGUUCUGAAAUUUGUGGAGCAAACCACAGAUUUAUACCAAUCGUAAUUGAAAGCAAAAAUAUAAUUAAUUUUUCUAAUAAUAUAUAUAUA